CGGAUGGAAACAAGGUGUGUGGACACACUCAUCAUUGAUUAGUGAGUGAGCGAUUACUGUACGCGAUCGAUCGAUCAUUACUCACUCUUCCAAAGUCUCACAGCCUCAGCUCAGCUCAGCUCCCAUGGCGUCGUUCUGUUCCCGUGUAGACCCGGCAUCCAUUUCCGUUUCGACCCAUUUCUCUUCCGCCAGAAAUGCUGCAACUCUCCGUCGCCCACUCCACUAUCUUUCCUCCUUCAACUCCCCUUCCUAUAUCUCUUCUUUAAGAACUUCCACUGCGGCCUUGGGUCCUGUAAUCGCUGCUGCUUCUUCUUCUCCUUCUACUUUCUCAACAUCUCCUUCCGCUACCAUCACUGAAUCUCAAGCUCUCAAGAUCAAUUCGGUACCGACAAAACCAAUACAAGGACAGAAGACUGGAACUAGUGGCCUUCGUAAAAAGACUAAAGUUUUCAUGCAGGAUAAUUACCUUGCAAACUGGAUUCAGGCAUUGUUUAAUUCACUGUCGCCGGAGGAUUAUAAGGACAAAUUGUUGAUUCUUGGAGGUGAUGGUCGAUAUUUUAAUCGUGAAGCUGCACAGAUAAUAAUUAAAGUUGCUGCUGGCAAUGGGGUUGGUCAAAUUAUGGUUGGCAAGGAUGGUAUAAUGUCUACCCCAGCUGUCUCUGCUGUGAUACGAAAGAGAAAGGCUAAUGGUGGCUUUGUAAUGAGUGCAAGUCAUAAUCCUGGUGGACCUGAAUAUGAUUGGGGCAUCAAGUUCAAUUACAGCAGUGGCCAACCAGCACCAGAGUCCAUUACCGACAAAAUUUAUGGAAACACGCUUUCUAUUUCUGAAAUCAAGGUGGCUGACAUUCCUGAUGUUGAUCUCUCUCAACUUGGAAUUAGUAGAUAUGGAGAUUUUAGUGUUGAAGUGGUUGACCCAGUUGGUGACUAUUUGGAGCUAAUGCAGGAAUUGUUUGACUUUUCACUCAUUAGAGGUCUUCUUUCUAAAUCAAAUUUCAGGUUUGUCUUUGAUGCCAUGCAUGCGGUUACUGGUGCUUAUGCCAAACCUAUUUUUGUUGACAUGCUAGGAGCUGGUCUGGAAUCUAUUGCUAAUGGUGUGCCACUUGAGAAUUUUGGAGAUGGUCAUCCAGACCCUAAUCUUACUUACGCCAAGGAUUUGGUCAACAUAAUGUAUAGCAAGGAUGGGCCUGAUUUCGGUGCUGCAAGUGAUGGUGAUGGUGACAGAAACAUGGUUCUUGGUAGGGCAUUUUUUGUCACUCCUUCAGAUUCUGUUGCUAUUAUUGCUGCUAAUGCAAAAGAGGCCAUUCCGUACUUCAAAAGUGGUCUCAAGGGAUUGGCUCGCUCUAUGCCCACUAGUGGUGCUUUGGAUCGUGUUGCGGAAAAGCUAAAUCUUCCAUUUUAUGAGGUCCCAACUGGUUGGAAAUUUUUUGCUAAUCUGAUGGACUCAGGAAACUUAUCAGUUUGUGGGGAAGAAAGUUUUGGGACAGGUUCUGACCACAUUCGGGAGAAAGAUGGAAUAUGGGCUGUUUUAGCUUGGCUUUCAAUAAUAGCAUACAAGAACAAGGAAAAGAAAGCAGGGGAUACAUUAGUUUCUGUAGGUGAUGUUGUCAAGGAUCAUUGGGCAACUUAUGGGAGAAAUUUCUUUUCUAGAUACGAUUAUGAGGAAUGUGAAUCUCAAGGAGCCAAUUUGAUGAUUACAUAUCUGAGAGAUCUAAUUGCGACAAGCAAGGCUGGUGAUAAGUAUGGAAAUUAUACCCUCAAUUUUGCCGAUGACUUUUCUUAUAUCGAUCCUGUAGAUGGAAGUGUUGCAUCAAAGCAGGGAGUGCGACUGGUGUUCACAGAUGGGUCAAGGAUCAUCUUUAGACUAUCGGGUACUGGGUCCGCUGGUGCUACAGUGAGAAUGUACAUUGAAAAAUUCGAGCCUGAUGCGUCUAAGCACGAUGUGGAUGCCCAAACUGCUCUGAAACCAUUGAUAGAUCUUGCCCUGUCAAUAUCAAAGUUGAAAGAAUUUACCGGAAGAGAGAAGCCAACGGUCAUCACAUAAGAAUACUCAACUUUAUAUCAUAGCUGGUUGCGAACUCUCUUUUUCUGUAGUUGUGUCUUCGUGUGUUACACUGUAUACAAAACAUUAUUUUCUCUUCAUGCUGUUGCAUGAUAAGCAGUGUCCUAAAAAGAGGAAAUGGGCGAUUUCUCUUUGCUUUUACAAGUAAAUGUACUUGCCAGAACAUCCCUUCAUCAAUUUUUUAUAUUUUUUAUUUAGUUAUUACCGGUUUUAAUAUCUAGAUAUGCC
Messenger RNA from Cuscuta epithymum, 2287 nucleotides. Lineage: Eukaryota; Viridiplantae; Streptophyta; Magnoliopsida; Solanales; Convolvulaceae. The record is from the annotation of a GenBank genome assembly.